GUCCCGGCCUGGAGCCCUCGCCCGGCCGGGCGGCGCGCGCUGCCUGCCGGGAUACUCGGCCCGCCCAGCCAGUCCUCCCGUCUUGCGCCGCGGCCGCGAGAUCCGUGUGUCUCCCAAGAUGGUGGCGCUGGGCUCGGGGUGACUACAGGAGACGACAGGGCCAUUUCCCUUCGCCAGGACCCGACACACCAGGCUUCGCUCGCUCGCGCACCCCUCCGCCGCGUAGCCAUCCGCCAGCGCGGGCGCCCGCCAUCCGCCGCCUACUUACGCUUCACCUCUGCCGACCCGGCGCGCUCGGCUGCGGCCGGCGGCGCCUCCUUCGGCUCCUCCUCGGAAUAGCUCGCGGCCUGUAGCCCCUGGCAGGAGGGCCCCUCAGCCCCCCGGUGUGGACAGGCAGCGGCGGCUGGCGACGAACGCCGGGAUUUCGGCGGCUCCGGCGCUCCCUUUCCCGGCCUCGUUUUCCGGAUAAGGAAGCGCGGGUCCCGCAUGAGCCCCGGCGGUGGCGGCAGCGAAAGAGAACGAGGCGGUGGCGGGCGGAGGCGGCGGGCGAGGGCGACUACGACCAGUGAGGCGGCCGCCGCAGCCCAGGCGCGGGGGCGACGACAGAGGGGAGGUAUGGUGUCAAGAAAACAUAGUCACCAUUAUUAUGAAAAUUAAAAUAUGGAAGAGAUGAUCCCUACCAUCAAUCAGCUUACAACUAGAGGCACUGACAAAUGUAUACAGAUAGCUGUAAUGUAAGGUUAAAAAUCUGUAAGAGCCUGAUUUUAGAAUUCACCAGCUCCUCAGAAGUUUGGCGAAAUAUGAGUUAUUAAGCCUACGCUCAGAUCAAGGUAACAGCUAGACUGGUGUGACAACCUGUUUUUAAUCAGUGACUCAAAGCUGUGAUCACCCUGAUGUCACCGAAUGGCCACAGCUUGUAAAAGAUCAGGAGAACCUCAGUCUGACGACAUUGAAGCUAGCCGAAUGAAGCGAGCAGCUGCAAAGCAUCUAAUAGAACGCUACUACCACCAGUUAACUGAGGGCUGUGGAAAUGAAGCCUGCACGAAUGAGUUUUGUGCUUCCUGUCCAACUUUUCUUCGUAUGGAUAAUAAUGCAGCAGCUAUUAAAGCCCUCGAGCUUUAUAAGAUUAAUGCAAAACUCUGUGAUCCUCAUCCCUCCAAGAAAGGAGCAAGCUCAGCUUACCUUGAGAACUCGAAAGGUGCCCCCAACAACUCCUGCUCUGAGAUAAAAAUGAACAAGAAAGGCGCUAGAAUUGAUUUUAAAGAUGUGACUUACUUAACAGAAGAGAAGGUAUAUGAAAUUCUUGAAUUAUGUAGAGAAAGAGAGGAUUAUUCCCCUUUAAUCCGUGUUAUUGGAAGAGUUUUUUCUAGUGCUGAGGCAUUGGUACAGAGCUUCCGGAAAGUUAAACAACACACCAAGGAAGAACUGAAAUCUCUUCAAGCAAAAGAUGAAGACAAGGAUGAAGAUGAAAAGGAAAAAGCUGCAUGUUCUGCUGCUGCUAUGGAAGAAGACUCAGAAGCAUCUUCCUCAAGGAUAGGUGAUAGCUCACAGGGAGACAACAAUUUGCAAAAAUUAGGCCCUGAUGAUGUGUCUGUGGAUAUUGAUGCCAUUAGAAGGGUCUACACCAGAUUGCUCUCUAAUGAAAAAAUUGAAACUGCCUUUCUCAAUGCACUUGUAUAUUUGUCACCUAACGUGGAAUGUGACUUGACGUAUCACAAUGUAUACUCUCGAGAUCCUAAUUAUCUGAAUUUGUUCAUUAUCGUAAUGGAGAAUAGAAAUCUCCACAGUCCUGAAUAUCUGGAAAUGGCUUUGCCAUUAUUUUGCAAAGCGAUGAGCAAGCUACCCCUUGCAGCCCAAGGAAAACUGAUCAGACUGUGGUCUAAAUACAAUGCAGACCAGAUUCGGAGAAUGAUGGAGACAUUUCAGCAACUUAUUACUUACAAAGUCAUAAGCAAUGAAUUUAACAGUCGAAAUCUAGUGAAUGAUGAUGAUGCCAUUGUUGCUGCUUCGAAGUGCUUGAAAAUGGUUUACUAUGCAAAUGUAGUGGGAGGGGAAGUGGACACAAAUCACAAUGAAGAAGAUGAUGAAGAGCCCAUCCCUGAGUCCAGCGAGCUGACACUUCAGGAGCUUUUGGGAGAAGAAAGAAGAAACAAGAAAGGUCCUCGAGUGGACCCCCUGGAAACUGAACUUGGUGUUAAAACCCUGGAUUGUCGAAAACCACUUAUCCCUUUUGAAGAGUUUAUUAAUGAACCACUGAAUGAGGUUCUAGAAAUGGAUAAAGAUUAUACUUUUUUCAAAGUAGAAACAGAGAACAAAUUCUCUUUUAUGACAUGUCCCUUUAUAUUGAAUGCUGUCACAAAGAAUUUGGGAUUAUAUUAUGACAAUAGAAUUCGCAUGUACAGUGAACGAAGAAUCACUGUUCUCUACAGCUUAGUUCAAGGACAGCAGUUGAAUCCAUAUUUGAGACUCAAAGUUAGACGUGACCAUAUCAUAGAUGAUGCACUUGUCCGGCUAGAGAUGAUCGCUAUGGAAAAUCCUGCAGACUUGAAGAAGCAGUUGUAUGUGGAAUUUGAAGGAGAACAAGGAGUUGAUGAGGGAGGUGUUUCCAAAGAAUUUUUUCAGCUGGUUGUGGAGGAAAUCUUCAAUCCAGAUAUUGGUAUGUUCACAUACGAUGAAUCUACAAAAUUGUUUUGGUUUAAUCCAUCUUCUUUUGAAACUGAGGGUCAGUUUACUCUGAUUGGCAUAGUACUGGGUCUGGCUAUUUACAAUAACUGUAUACUGGAUGUACAUUUUCCCAUGGUUGUCUACAGGAAGCUAAUGGGGAAAAAAGGAACUUUUCGUGACUUGGGAGACUCUCACCCAGUUCUAUAUCAGAGUUUAAAAGAUUUAUUGGAGUAUGAAGGGAAUGUGGAAGAUGACAUGAUGAUCACUUUCCAGAUAUCACAGACAGAUCUUUUUGGUAACCCAAUGAUGUAUGAUCUAAAGGAAAAUGGUGAUAAAAUUCCAAUUACAAAUGAAAACAGGAAGGAAUUUGUCAAUCUUUAUUCUGACUACAUUCUCAAUAAAUCAGUAGAAAAACAGUUCAAGGCUUUUCGGAGAGGUUUUCAUAUGGUGACCAAUGAAUCUCCCUUAAAGUACUUAUUCAGACCAGAAGAAAUUGAAUUGCUUAUAUGUGGAAGCCGGAAUCUAGAUUUCCAAGCACUAGAAGAAACUACAGAAUAUGACGGUGGCUAUACCAGGGACUCUGUUCUGAUUAGGGAGUUCUGGGAAAUCGUUCAUUCAUUUACAGAUGAACAGAAAAGACUCUUCUUGCAGUUUACAACGGGCACAGACAGAGCACCUGUGGGAGGACUAGGAAAAUUAAAGAUGAUUAUAGCCAAAAAUGGCCCAGACACAGAAAGGUUACCUACAUCUCAUACUUGCUUUAAUGUGCUUUUACUUCCGGAAUACUCAAGCAAAGAAAAACUUAAAGAGAGAUUGUUGAAGGCCAUCACGUAUGCCAAAGGAUUUGGCAUGCUGUAAAACAAAAUAAAACAAAAAAAAGGAAGAAAAAAAAAGAAAAAAUUUAAAAAAUUUUAAAAAUAUAACGAGGGAUAAAUUUUUGGUGGUGAUAGUGUCCCAGUACAAAAAGGCUGUAAGAUAGUGAACCACAGUCGUCACCUAUGUCUGUGCCUCCCUUCUUUAUUGGGGACAUGUGGGCUGGAACAGCAGAUUUCAGCUACAUAUAUGAACAAAUCCUUUAUUAUUAUUAUAAUUAUUUUUUUGCGUGAAAGUGUUACAUAUUCUUUCACUUGUAUGUACAGAGAGGUUUUUCUGAAUAUUUAUUUUAAGGGUUAAAUCACUUUUGCUUGUGUUUAUUACUGCUUGAGGUUGAGCCUUUUGAGUAUUUAAAAAAUAUAUACCAACAGAACUACUCUCCCAAGGAAAAUAUUGCCACCAUUUGUAGACCACGUAACCUUCAAGUAUGUGCUACUUUUUUGUCCCUGUAUCUAACUCAAAUCAGGAACUGUAUUUUUUUUUAAUGAUUUGCUUUUGAAACUUGAAGUCUUGAAAACAGUGUGAUGCAAUUACUGCUGUUCUAGCCCCCAAAGAGUUUUCUGUGCAAAAUCUUGAGAAUCAAUAAAGAUGGAAGGGAGAAAUUGGAAUGUUUUAACUGCAAGCCCUCAGAACUUAGUAACAGCACAACAAAUUAAAAACAACUCAUGCCACAGUAUGUCGUCUUCAUGUGUCUUGCAAUGAACUGUUUCAGUAGCCAAUCCUCUUUCUUAGUAUAUGAAAGGACAGGGAUUUUUGUUCUUGUUGUUCUUGUUGUUUUAAGUUUACUGGGGAAAGUGCAUUUGGCCAAAUGAAAUGGUAGUCAAGCCUAUUGCAACAAAGUUAGGAAGUUUGUUGUUUAUUAUAAACAAAAAGCAUGUGAAAGUGCACUUAAGAUAGAGUUUAUUAAUUACUUACUUAUUACCUAGAUUUUAAAUAGACAAUCCAAAGUCUCCCCUUUGUGUUGCCAUCAUCUUGUUGAAUCAGCCAUUUUAUCGAGGCACGUGAUCAGUGUUGCAACAUAAUGAAAAAGAUGGCUACUGUGCCUUGUGUUACUUAAUCAUACAGUAAGCUGACCUGGAAAUGAAUGAAACUAUUACUCCUAAGAAUUACAUUGUAUAGCCCCACAGGUUAAAUUUAAUUCAAAACAUGUUAAACAUUACUUUCAUGUACUAUGGAAAAGUAAAGUACAAGUAGGUUUACAUUACUGAUUUCCAGAAGUAAGUAGUUUCCCCUUUCCUAGUCUUCUGUGUAUGUGAUGUUAAUAAUUUCUUUUAUUGCAUUAUAAAAUAAAAGGAUUAUGUAUUUUUAACUAAGGUGAGACAUCAUUGAUAUAUCCUUUUGCUACAAGCUAUAGCUAAUGUGCUGAGCUUGUGCCUUGUGGUGAUUGUUUUAACUGAUUACUGUAGAUCAACCUGAUGAUUUGUUUGAAAUAAUUGGCAGGAAAAAAUGCAGCUUUCAAAUCAUUGGGGGGAGAAAAAGGAUGUCUUUCAGGAUUAUUUUAAUUUUUUUCAUAAUUGAGACAGAACUGUUAUGUACCAUAAUGCUAAAUAAAACUGUGGCACUUUUCACCAUAAUUUAGUGGAAAAAGAAGACAAUGCUUUCCAUAUUGUGAUAAGGUAACAUGGGGUUUUUCUGGGCCAGCCUUUAGAACACUGUUAAGGUACAUACGCUACCUUGAUGAAAGGGACCUUCGUGCAACUGUAGUCAUCUUAAAGGCUUCUCAUCCACUGUGCUUCUUAAUGUGUAAUUAAAGUGAGGAGAAAUUAAAUACUCUGAGGGCGUUUUAUAUAAUAAAUUCGUGAAGAAAUGUGUUCUCUUCAGUUCUCAAGUUUUAUUAUGAUGGUAUUAAAGUUCUACAAUUGUAAUAAUGUAUCCAUAUGACAAGUUUUAAAGUAAUUGAAAUAAUAGGUUAUCAGAUAUAGAGUUCACAUCAGGUAGACUUUUAACAGAGUCAAAAUGAACCUACCCUUAAAAUUUUAGAGGAAAAAAAAUCAUCGGUUGGACAGAGUAGCUGCUCUAGCUUGCUUAAUUAUGCUGGGCAUGUUGUCAGUCCUCUGACUUUUGGUGCCUUUUCAUUACUAUUUAUUUAAUGGAAUGUCCCUGAACAAUAAGGAAGAGCAAAACAAACAUAGAAAUUUUGACUAUACUGGAUACUUCCUCUACCCCAAAUAUUAUGUUAUAAAAGUACUUUUUUUGCCCAGGUACUCUAUUUUAUGUAUUUUGGUUUCCUUUGAAUUAGACUUCAAUCUCCAGGAAGCUCUGGAAGGAAAAAAAGGAACCAUAAACUAAAGUAACUGGUUUUCCAAAUAAAUGUAAACUUUUUUUUAACCUUUUAUUAUUAUAGAACAUUUCAAACAUCAUAAAACAUGAAAACAGCCUGCAGCCAAACUUUUCUGGACCUUGGCACCUCCAGCAAAUGAGCUGGUCAUCCUAACCCUGGUUUCCUGAGACAACUACUUUUGGGGAUGCUUGCUUGUAUAGGGAGAUACAUAUCAAAAAGAAAAAGGCUUCAAACAGAACUUGCUGAUGUUACUCAUCCCUCCUCAAUACAGACAUUCUGUUAGAACAGAUGGUUGUAAUGGGGCAGCAUCACUCCCUGUUCCCAUUAAAAACAUGACCAUUCUGAGAUUUCAAGCCCCUUUGAGGAAUUUUUCUCAAGAAUUCCAUACAAACUAUCAGAGGAAGAAAUGUCGUCCCAAGACUAGUCCCUCUGUAGUCUUGAUCCCUUUACCCCUUUACCUGCUUACUGUAAUUUUUUUUCUCUUUCCACCAGUGUCUAAGGGCCAUCUGUACCCCUCCCAUCCUUCCAUGAGCCACUAUAUAAUCCAAAAACACACCUUCCAUUUGCUCCCUCACUUUUGUCUCCUUUUACCUCAACAGUUUGUUAGUGUGUAAAGAAUUGCCUGGGGAGGGUAGAGGGUUUUACAAGUACAGAGUCCCAAGUCUUUUCUCCCCUCCCUGUUAGUGGGUUGGCAUUUGUUAACAGCCGCUGCAAGAUUUUGAUGCAGGUGUGGGGUAGAUAGCACUGUGAAAGGCUACUAAUCCAUGGUAGUUUCACCGAAAGUACAGUCUUCAAGGAUCCUUAUAACCUCCUCAUUGCCAAAAUCAGUAACAUCUAUAACCUUGACAACACCCUAGCUUGGGCUGUUGCUUCUCUGGCUACUUGUUUUUCCUUCCCAGUUUACCCAGAUUUUAGAUGAUGGAUACUCCUCCGAUUUUGCUUAAAGUCCUUACCUGUUCUUGCCCAGUUCUCUCUAGUGAACCUCAGUCACGCCCAAAGAUUCUUCCCCAGUUCCCUGUCUUCUGCUCAGACCUCUGUCUCUAGGAUCUCUUUCUGUUACCUCAAAGUCAGUAGGCGUAAAAACGAAAUUCUUCAUCUUGCAUCUCUAUCGACCAUUCUUUGUUUCUUUUUAAGAAGUGUAACGUUCACCCCAGUCAUCAAAAUAUCUCAUUCCUUAAUUGUCACAGGUUGUCACUUCUUUCCCCCUAAACCUCUGCCGUCAUUCCUUCUUUCUUUAUACUGCCCUUACAGGUCCUGAUCCUCUGACUCACCCGGACUUUCUUAGCAGCUGCCUAAUUUAACUCCCUGACUCUCAUCUCCCUCUUCCAAUCCUUCUCAUUGUGCUAGAACACCAUCUUGCUAAUUUUAAUAUCCUCUGCAUUCAGUGCCUCCACAGAUUGUCCCCUCACUGACCUUUCCAAUUUGGCUUUGUGUUAUACACUUUUCUCCCUGCAUUCCUACCCAGCAUCUUCACUUGUCAUAUUUCUCAAAUACUCUUCAUGCAAGAUAAAGUACUUCACCCAUGAAGACUUCAUCAACCCCCAAAGUGCCUCCAUUGCUUCCGUGGUAGCACAGCAUAGUGGGGUACAUUUCUUAGUUGAACAGUGAGGAGUCACUGGGAUUCUUACGGAGUGUCUUAGGGUCUCCUCUUGAUACCCUUUCCACAUUUCAGUUAAGGAAUUUUCUUAACGUUUUUUUUCUCUUCUAAUAACCUUUGCCUAGAGUGUAAGUAAAUUCAUGAUAGAGAUUGUCAUUUUUUAAAAAAAACCAUUUUGCCUUUCACAUGUUAUUGCCUCCAUCUUUCUGUUAUCUUGUCAGUGUUGCCGCCUAAAUGACUGAAAACGACCCAGCAUGCAGUAGAAUGUAGUGAAGUUUCCUAUUUCAUCCAUUUUUUGCAUAAGUGCAUUGGUAUCUGUAUAUCCAUCUGCCCAAGCACCAGUUGUUGAAAAGACUAUUAUUUCCCCAUGAAUGGUCCUGGUACCCUUGUCAAAGAACAGUUGACCAUAAAUAUAAGACUUUCUGGAUUCUCAGUCUUACUCCGUUGCCCUAUAUGUCCAUCGUUAUACCAGCACCGCACUGUCUUGAUUGCUGUAGCUUUGUAGUAAGUUUAGAUUUGGGAUGUGCAAGUCCUCCAAUUUUUUUUCCAAAAUCAUUUUGUCUAUUUUGGGUCCCUUGCAUUGCAUAUGAAUUUUAGGAUCAUUGUGUCAAUUCCUGCAAAACAGCUGGGAUCUUGAUAGGGAUUUAGUUGAAUUGGUAGAUAAAUUUGAGAAAUAACUGCCAUUUUAAUGGUGUUAGGUUUUCUGUUCCAUGACCGUGGGAUGUCUUUGCAUUUGCUUGGUCUUUAGUUUAUUUCAGUGAUGUUUUAUAGAUUUCAGUGUGCAAGUCUUGACAUCUUUAAUUUUUUUCUAAGUAUUUUGCUCUUCUUGAUGCCACUUUAAUUAUAUAUUUUCUAAUUUUUAUUUUUGUAUUCAUCACUGGUGUUAGAAAUAAAAUUGAUUUUUGUAUAUUGAUCUUGUAUAUUGUAGCUUUUCUAAAAUUCUUUUUUUUCGUCACUUAGUAUUUUUUGCAUAUGAGAUCAUGCAUCUGUGAACAGAAAUAUUUCUACUUCUUCCUUUCCAGUCUAGAUUCCUAUUAUUUCAUUUUCUUGCCUUAGUGCGCUGGCUAGCACCUCCAGUACAAUAUUGGAUAGAAGUGACAAGAGCAGACAUCUUUUUCUUGUUCCUGAUUUUAAGGGGAAAGCAUUCAGUCUUUCACCAUUGCGUAUGAUGUUAGAUGUGGGUUUGCUUCAAGUUGAGGAAAUUCUUUUAUUAAACCUAGUUUACUGAGUGUUUUUUAAUAAAAAAAAAAAAGGAGGGGCUGUGGGUUUUGUUAAAUGCUUCUUCUGUAUCAAGAUUUUCAUGUUGUUUUGUCCUUUAUUAAUAUGUUGUAUUAAUGGACUUUUGUAUAUUGAAUUAAUUUUGCAUUCCUGGGAUAAUCUCAGUUGUCCAUGCUACAUAAACCUUGUUCUAUGCUGCUGGA
Messenger RNA from Pongo pygmaeus (Bornean orangutan), 8836 nucleotides. RefSeq names its product ubiquitin protein ligase E3A (gene UBE3A). The coding region runs from base 904 to 3522 and encodes 872 amino acids. Gene Ontology annotation, biological process: ubiquitin-dependent protein catabolic process; protein polyubiquitination. Gene Ontology annotation, molecular function: ubiquitin protein ligase activity. The transcript has 14 exons. The record is from RefSeq and is a predicted model, not a curated record. Lineage: Eukaryota; Metazoa; Chordata; Mammalia; Primates; Hominidae.